AUGUCUUCAGCUAUGAAUAUUUUAUCAUCAUUCACUAUUUUUGUUUUAUUUGUUUCAAUAAUUAUAUCUGAUUCAAUAGAUUCAAGAGACAAAAAUUUAAUUGAUUCUUUUAAUUUAAAGAAUGAUUUAACACCAGUUAUUUUAAAUGAUGAAAAUAAUCAUUUCAUAGAAAAAAGACAACCUAAGUAUAAUAAUAAUGACGGAAUUCAAGUUAAUGGUAAGAUUGAAAAUUCAAAUGCUACAUUCAAUCAAAUAAAAAAUGGUAUACAAGAAAGUCAAAAUUCUUUGAUAGAUCUAUUAGAACAAAUGCAAACUGAGUUUAUAAAACAGUUGACAUCUGUUCAAAAUCAAAUAUCAAAAUUAUAUAAAACUGCUAAACACUUGUAUUCAAAGACUUCAUCAAUAUACUAA
This is a messenger RNA of Strongyloides ratti, 411 nucleotides long. RefSeq lists its product as hypothetical. The transcript has a single exon. Bases 1 to 411 code for a protein of 136 amino acids. Lineage: Eukaryota; Metazoa; Nematoda; Chromadorea; Rhabditida; Strongyloididae. The record is from RefSeq and is a predicted model, not a curated record.